Molecule: messenger RNA, 2109 nt
Organism: Peromyscus eremicus (cactus mouse)
Lineage: Eukaryota; Metazoa; Chordata; Mammalia; Rodentia; Cricetidae
Gene: Serac1
Product: serine active site containing 1
Exons: 17
Coding region: 107-2071 (654 amino acids)
Source: RefSeq, a predicted model, not a curated record
CACGUGCCUACAGCCGCCGGGCCAGGGCGCAGGUCACAAGUGGCGGCGGAGGGUGGGCUGUGUAACCGACUGUGUCCACCGGGAGCGGAGUCCAGGAGCUGGCAGGAUGUCCCUUGGUGCCUAUUGUAUCAUCUGCUGCAGAAGAAUAGGAACCUCUGCUCCCCGUUUAAAAUGUCACACGUCCUGGAGAAAUAUCCGGAAUAUAAUAAGAGUCACUGGAUCCCUCCUUUUAGGGGGCUCUUUAUUUCUUACAUAUGAAGUUCUGGCCCUGAAAAAGUCUUUAACGUUAGACACUCAGGUGGUGGAAAGAGAAAAAAUGAAGUCUUACAUCUAUGUGCACACAGUUCCCAUGGACAAGGCAGAAAAUCGUGGGCUUGUUUGGCAGGCAAGAAAAGAACUUCACAAAGCAGUAAGGAAAGUGUUGACAGCAUCAGCCAGGGUACUGCGGAGCCCAUUUGCUGACUCUUUCAGCACAGUUGACAUAGAAGACCAUGACUGUGCCGUGUGGCUGCUCCUGAGGAAGAGCCAGGAGGACGAUAAGGCCGCCCGACUGAAGGCUGUGCAGGAGAUGUCGGAGGCCCACCACUGGCACAACUACCAGUACAGGAUAAUUGCUCAAGCCUGCGACCCAAGGACCCUUAUUGGUUUGGCACGAAGCAAAGAAAGUGAUCUUCGCUUUUUUCUCCCACCUCCUCCUCUGCCAUCUUUAAAAGAAGAUUCCUCCACUGAAGAGGAGCUCAGGCAUUUGCUGGCUUCUUUACCUCAGACAGAGCUCGAUGAGUGUCUCCAGUAUUUUACAUCCUUGGCUCUCAGUGAAACCAGCCAGAGCCUGGCUGCACAGAAGGGAGGACUCUGGUGUUUUGGAGGAAAUGGACUUCCUUAUGCAGAAAGCUUUGGAGAAGUUCCCACCGCCACAGUGGAAAUGUUCUGCCUAGAAGCUAUAGUAAAGCAUUCAGAGAUACCCUCCCACUGUGACCACAUCGAAGCAGGCGGGGGCUUGCAGCUCCUGCAGAGGCUCUACCAGCUCCAUAAGGACUCCCCCAAAAUACAGAGAAACAUCAUGAGGAUCAUUGGAAACAUGGCCUUGAACGAGCACCUCCACCCUGCUAUAGUCCGCUCAGGUUGGGUUUCUAUAAUGGCAGAAGCUCUGAAAUCCUACCACAUUAUGGAGGCUUCCCAUGCUGCCAGAACCCUGGCUAAUCUAGACCGAGAAACUGUGCGUGAGAAAUACCAGGACGGAGUGUAUGUGCUGCAUCCCCAGUGUCGGACAAGUCAGCCCAUUAAAGCCGAUGUCCUUUUUAUUCAUGGCCUUAUGGGAGCAGCGUUUAAAACCUGGCGUCAGAAGGACAGUGAGCGGGUUCUGACAGAAAAUGCUUUGGUGGAUGAGAACAGGUACACGACAUGCUGGCCCAAGACAUGGCUGGCAAAAGACUGUCCUGCACUUCGCAUUAUAUCUGUGGAGUAUGACACCAGCCUCAGUGACUGGAGAGCAAGGUGCCCCAAGGAAAGAAAGUCCAUUGCAUUCAGAAGCAACGAACUCCUUAGCAAGCUCAGAGCUGCUGGUGUUGGGGAUAGGCCAAUGAUUUGGAUAUCACAUAGCAUGGGAGGUCUUCUUGUCAAAAAGAUGCUGUUGGAGGCCUCCAAGAAGCCAGAACUGGACGCCAUGAUAAACAAUACAAGAGGAAUCAUUUUUUACAGUGUCCCUCACCACGGAUCCCACUUGGCUGAAUACUCCGUUAACGUUCGAUAUCUUCUCUUUCCUUCUUUGGAAGUCAAAGAACUCAGCAAGGAUUCUCCUGCACUGAAGACACUACAGGAUGACUUUGUGGAGUUUGCGAGAGACAAGAACUUCCAGGUGCUGAAUUUCGUAGAAACGCAACCAACGUUUAUUGGCAGCAUGAUUAAACUGCACAUAGUGCCCGUGGAGUCUGCAGAUUUAGGCAUUGGGGAUCUAAUUCCUGUGGAUGUCAACCAUUUGGACAUUUGCAAGCCGAAGACAAAGGAUGCUUUUUUAUAUCAACGUACUCUACAGUUCAUCUGUGAAACUUUAGCCAGAGACCUUGGAAACUGACAGCUGCCUUUGUGUGAAUACAGAGCAAGAAAUAUGGC